AUGGACAGGAAUUCUGAUAUUAAUUCUUCAAACCAACCCACCGAGCAGAGAUCUUCUUCCAUUGACCGUAGCGCAUACAGCUCUGCUGAAGCGCAACGUGCUCAAACAACUUUGCAUCCUGGAGGAACUCUGCAAAGCUCUGAUAUAGGAUUAGGUACUGAAACAAUGGUACCCAGAAAACAACAGGAUAUUCCCAGAAAUGUCAAUGGAUUUGACCUCUUCCAUCUCAAUCUUGAACAACAACCUACCUUUAAUGACCCUGAUAAACGCCACACGUUUGGUCAAACUCGAGAAACACCUAAUGCUCGAGCCAGAAAAACGUCUGAACCUUCGGUAGCUACUCAGAUUCCGCCACCCCCACGCUAUGCUGCUAACCAGCAAAGACGAUCUGUCCCCUAUGACGAAACGAUUUCGUUUUUUGGUGAUUCCAAUGCAACAGACAACAGGCACUAUCCUUCUCGAUCUUUACUCGACCAAGAUGGUCUCCAUCGAGGAUCCAUUGGUACUCUGCCUCAUGCUGGUGAUAGCCGUGAACACAGACGAUCCUCUGCUCUUUCUGGUUCAGGAAAACAACAGAGGGACAGUCUUUCUACUCCUAUGCAUCGAACUUCCUCUGCCUUAUCUGGUGCCGGCGACUUUCUCCCUCGAGAAGAAUCAUCCACGGCACCUGCUAUGAGUGAUAUUCCUAUUGGCGACAAAGCCCUUCAUCCAGAAGACAAAGUUUCUGCUGCACCUGUUGUCACCGAAAAUCUUCCUUCGACCCACGAACCUACUGGCCUCCUUCCUCAAAGCAAUCAAACCGCUACUCCUCAGUCUCCCACAGUUAACCAGGGAGCCUCAACACAUCAACCUUUGGAAGGUGAGGGCAGAGAUCGAGAAAAGAGCUAUUCAGAAAUGGCAUCUGAAGCAGCCGCCAGUGUCACUGCGACGACCAAGGGAGCUAUAGCCACCGUGGCCACAGGCGCCACAGCUGCUGCUGCUGCUGCUGCUGCACUCUUUGGCGCAAAAAACGAAGAUGAAGAAAAAGCAAAACGUGAAUCGAAUGUAGAACCUGCCAUUCAUGGUCAAGAGGCUGAUUAUGAUUCAAAGGACAAGGUUCGUAGGGAAAGCGUUCCUGAUGAUCAGCAUCCUUUUUGCAAGAGUGUCCAUGAGCCCGUGAUUCAUGGUCAAACAGCCUGUUACCACUGUGUGAAGACUGAUGAUGAAAAUGCCCAAGCCAAACCUUCCACGGCUGAAAUUACCGGUACAGCUGCUGCUCUUGGUGCUGCUGGCACGGUUGGCACGGCUGGAGCUGUACUUGUUACUCCAGAUCCUAUUGGUACAAGCUCUGUAAUAGAAGACGAUGACAGUGCUAUCGACCAUAUCUUGAAACGACCUACAAACACCGACGUCCAAUCCACUGGCAUCCAAUCCACUGAUCAACCUACCGAAUGGGCAGGUCAGCCUUAUCCUGCUACUGAUGGCGUCUUGGGUGCUGACAAGCACAACUUUGGACUGAGCAGACCUCUUCCUCCUGAAAGCAAUAAUGAAAGCAUGAGCAGUACACGCGCUAUUAAUGGCGACCCUAUCUCUGAAGAAGACGAAAUUAAGCAACGUGCUUCUACUGCUCCCACAGACAAGACUAUUGAAUCUCCCUCUGAGCAUCAACAAAACCGAAGAAGCAGCCUCACAGCAGGUCUCAAGAGUAAGGCCGUGGCCGGAGGUGCAGCUGUUGCCUCCGCUUUCCGUCGUUUCAGCCAUGGUCCUUCUUCUCCUACCGAGACAGACCGUCGUGUGUCAGAUGCAGAAGCUUUCAAGCAACAACAGCAACAGCAACAACACCAUCAUCAUGUACAUGGUGCGGACAAGGCUAUUGAUACAGAAAAGCAAGUCAAUAACUAUGCCAUCCCAGAGGAUGUAAUGAAGGCUCGAGAGAAUAACAGACAGCUGGAAGAAGACUAUGGCAAGAACUAUCCCAAAAAAGAGUUUACAAGCCAAUCGGGGCCUGCUAGUCAAUCACCACAGGUUGUUCCAACAGAUACAAACACACCUUACGACACACGUGCUGUAGGUGAAAGCGGCUUUACCCAUGGCUCGAAUAAAGCAGCUGGUCCAACUAGUACUGCUGUUGCUGAUAUUCCUGUCGACACUGCUGGUGCCACCGCUGUAGGUACCUCUGCUGGUGCUACAGCUGCUGCUAAUGCUGACGCAAAUAAGGCUCUGGAAAAUAUCACUCCUAGUCGACCUCGUGAAGAAGCUACUACUACCUCUUCUGCUCCUGAGUCUAGAACUCAACCUGCUACUAUUUCUCCAACCAACUCAACCAACACAUGGACCACCGCCCCUAUGGUAGCUGACCAACCACGACAUGCAUUUGGUGGAAGCUUUGCCUUUGGUAAUCGUGACAUAGUAGCACCAGUUCAGCAAGAGGUUGCCAAGGCCCCAGGCAUUGAAUCUAUGAAGGUAGCUGAUGUACCUGGCCAAACUGAAGGUCAAGGUAACUUUGUUAAAGAAGAAGAUAAUGAACAAAGAAGGACGUCAAGAAAAGGAUCGAUCCAGAAAGUAAUUGGUAAAUUAUUUCAUAAGUAA
Rhizopus microsporus ATCC 52813 is the source of this 2568-nucleotide messenger RNA. RefSeq lists its product as uncharacterized. The record is from RefSeq and is a predicted model, not a curated record. Bases 1 to 2568 code for a protein of 855 amino acids. The transcript is spliced from 4 exons. Lineage: Eukaryota; Fungi; Mucoromycota; Mucoromycetes; Mucorales; Rhizopodaceae.